Messenger RNA from Fonsecaea erecta, 345 nucleotides. RefSeq lists its product as hypothetical. The transcript is spliced from 3 exons. Bases 1 to 345 code for a protein of 114 amino acids. NCBI's taxonomy places the organism in Eukaryota, Fungi, Ascomycota, Eurotiomycetes, Chaetothyriales, Herpotrichiellaceae. Gene Ontology annotation, biological process: ribosome biogenesis. The record is from RefSeq and is a predicted model, not a curated record.
AUGCCGGCCCGGAUGUCAAGACAACCGUUGCAGUGGAAUCCAGAAGUCGACGACCCGGACUUGUUGGAGUGUAUGUUCGACUCGUCUCCGGAGCUGGCUAUCACGGUCCACCCCGAGACCGUCGACCCACAGACCAAGAGGGUCUACACCACCGGCAUGAUCAAGAAAGGACUCGACGUCCUCUCGAAACAGGGUGGCGUCAAGAAGGGCGAUGCCGCACCAAAGGGAUCUAGCGAGACGAGUGGGCAAGCCACGCCAAUGACCGACAACGACAACGAGUCUGCGUCUGGAAGCAACUCUAAGAGGAAGAGAAGUGGUGCCGACGUGGACUCGGGGUGUGAUUAA